AUGAUCUCCACAUCAGCACUCACAGCCUCGCGCGCAGCAGCCCGACCGAUCGCCGUGGCUCGCCGGGGGAUCUCAGUCUGGGGAAGCGUUGUCGCUGGACCUCCUGAUCCGAUCUUGGGUGUGACCGAGAAGUUCAAGGCGGACAAGUCGCCAAAGAAGAUCAACCUCGGUGUCGGUGCCUACCGUGACGGUAAUGGAAAGCCAUACGUCCUGCCGACCGUAAAGAAGGCGGAGCAGAAGCUUUUCGAGGCCAAGAUGGACAAGGAGUACUUGCCUAUCACUGGUCUUGGAUCGUUCACCAAGCUCGCUGCUGAGCUGGCGUACGGCAAGGACUCCAAGCCGCUCGUCGAGGAUAGGCUGGCGAUCUCACAGUCGAUCUCCGGAACCGGUGCUCUCCGUAUUGCUAUGGCCUUCCUUGGCAAGUUCCACGAGACUUCCAAGACCAUCUACCUCCCUACGCCCACAUGGGGAAACCACAUCCCAAUCGCCAAGGACUCGGGUCUUACUGUCAAGCACUAUAAGUACUUCGACAAAGACACGGUCGGCCUUGACUUUGAGGGCAUGAAGGCCGACAUCAAGUCUGCGCCGGACGGAUCGAUUGUGUUGCUGCACGCUUGCGCACAUAACCCCACCGGUGUUGACCCUACCGAGGCCCAAUGGCGCGAGCUUUCCGACCUCGUCAAGGAGAAGAAGCACUUUGCGUUCUUCGACAUGGCGUACCAGGGCUUCGCUUCCGGUGACAUCUUGAAGGAUGCCUACGCCGUGCGAUACUUUGUUGAGCAGGGCCACCAGAUCCUGCUCUGCCAGUCCUUCGCCAAGAACAUGGGUCUUUACGGUGAACGUGUCGGUGCCGUGUCCUUCGUCUGCGACUCUCCAGAAGAGAAGGCCAAGGUCGACUCGCAGCUCAAGAUCAUUGUCCGGCCGAUGUACUCCAACCCGCCCGUUCACGGUGCGCGUCUCGUGAGCGAGAUCCUGGGCAACCAGGAGCUGUACAACGAGUGGCUCGUCGAGGUUAAGGGCAUGGCCGACCGGAUCAUCGAUAUGCGCACCAAGCUGUACGACACGCUCGUCAGGCUCGAGACUCCCGGAGAGUGGAAGCACAUCAAGUCCCAGAUUGGAAUGUUCUCCUUCACCGGCCUCAAGCCCGAGCAGGUCGAGAAGCUCGCAGAGAAGGCUAGCAUCUACCUGACGAAGGAUGGGCGGAUCAGCAUGGCGGGUCUCAACGACGGGAAUGUAGAGUACUUUGCGGAGAGCGUCAGCAAGGCCGUCAAGGGCACUUUGUAG
Messenger RNA from Dioszegia hungarica, 1284 nucleotides. RefSeq names its product aspartate aminotransferase mitochondrial precursor. The transcript is spliced from 14 exons. Lineage: Eukaryota; Fungi; Basidiomycota; Tremellomycetes; Tremellales; Bulleribasidiaceae. The record is from RefSeq and is a predicted model, not a curated record. Gene Ontology annotation, cellular component: mitochondrion. Gene Ontology annotation, molecular function: pyridoxal phosphate binding; L-aspartate:2-oxoglutarate transaminase activity. The coding region runs from base 1 to 1284 and encodes 427 amino acids. Gene Ontology annotation, biological process: L-aspartate catabolic process; biosynthetic process.